Olea europaea var. sylvestris is the source of this 384-nucleotide messenger RNA. Its product is annotated as glycine-rich protein 5-like. The transcript has a single exon. NCBI's taxonomy places the organism in Eukaryota, Viridiplantae, Streptophyta, Magnoliopsida, Lamiales, Oleaceae. The record is from RefSeq and is a predicted model, not a curated record. The coding region runs from base 1 to 384 and encodes 127 amino acids.
AUGGGUGGUGGGAUUGGAGGUGGUGCUCAAGGAGGAGGUGGAGGGUUUGGUGGAGGUGGAGGUGGUGGCGGAGGAAUAGGUGGUAGUGGUUCUGGUUCUGGUUAUGGAGCAGGAUUUGGUGGUGGGAUGGGAAGUGGUUCUCAUGGAGGAGGUGGAGGGUUUGGAGGAGGUGGAGGUGGAGGUGGAGGAACAGGGGGUGGUUCUGGUUUUGGAGAAGGAUUUGGUGGUGGAUUUGGAGGUGGUGCUCAAGGAGGAGGAGGAGGUUUUGGUGGCGGAGGCGGUGGUGGAGACGGAUUGGGUGGAGGAUCUGGUAGUGGAUUUGGAUUUGGUGCAGGGUAUGGUGGUGGGAUAGCACAGGCAGCCGUGGAAGAAUUCAUGGUGUAA